This is a messenger RNA of Pochonia chlamydosporia 170, 1863 nucleotides long. RefSeq names its product lysophospholipase precursor. Lineage: Eukaryota; Fungi; Ascomycota; Sordariomycetes; Hypocreales; Clavicipitaceae. Gene Ontology annotation, biological process: glycerophospholipid catabolic process. The record is from RefSeq and is a predicted model, not a curated record. Gene Ontology annotation, cellular component: intracellular membrane-bounded organelle; cytosol. Gene Ontology annotation, molecular function: A2-type glycerophospholipase activity. The transcript has 3 exons. Bases 1 to 1863 code for a protein of 620 amino acids.
AUGCAACAUCCCGCAUGGAUCGUGGCGGUUGCGUUUGCCAUUUCAGAUGUGACAUUGCCGUGGGCUGCCCAUGCGGCUGUCGUUCACUCUGGAGCUGCUCAGAGUAGCGCGUUUGCCUUGUAUGAGCGAGCAACGCCACAGGCUCCCGAUGGAUAUGCACCUGGGGCAGUUACUUGCCCGAGCAAGAGACCAGAGGUCCGCCUCGGAUCAUCUCUCAGCCCACAAGAAAAAGAAUGGCUUCCAAGGCGUCGAACAGAGACCAUCUCUCACAUCAAAGACUUUCUCAAAAGAAAUGCAAUUCCAGGUUUCGACAGCGACAAGUAUCUGAAUGGGGCAAAGGCUGACUCUGCUGCGCUCCCCAAUGUUGGCAUCGCUGUUUCGGGAGGUGGAUAUCGUGCGAUGCUAAACGGUGCUGGAGCAGUUGCAGCUUUCGACAGUAGAUCACCCGGCAGCACAACAAAAGGCAAUAUCGGCGGUCUUUUGCAAAGCUCAACGUACAUAUCAGGCUUGUCAGGCGGAGGAUGGCUUGUUGGUAGACCAAAGGACUACAAGGAUUACUUCAAAACUAUUAUUGAUCAGGCAGACAAAAAGCAUGAUGCCGGAUAUAAUAGAUCAAUCACUGACUAUUGGGGCCGCAUGCUGUCAUUCCAGCUUGUCAACGCCAAAGACGGCGGUCCGGGAUAUACUUUUUCGUCCAUUGCAGACGACGCCGACUUUUCUUCAGCAAAAACACCACUACCGUUCCUCGUUGCGGAUAGCCGCGCUCCGGGGGAAAAGAACACAACAAUUGAAGACGCCUUGUUCGAGUUUAACCCAUGGGAGCUGGGCUCAACCGAUCCUUCAUUGAAUGGAUUUGUGCCACUCAAAUAUGUCGGGUCCAAAUUCGACAAUGGCAAGCUUGCUGAUAACGAAAAGUGCAUUGCUGGAUUUGACAACGUCGGCUACAUUAUGGGCACGUCUAGCAGUCUAUUUAAUCAGAUUGUUCUUCGCCUUAAGGAUGGCGACAGCAAAUACGUUCCAAAGGGUGUCCCAAAGUUCCUGGUUCAGAUCAUCCUUGAUAUUCUGACCGCCAUUGGGGAUGCCAACGAUGAUAUUGCCGACUGGACACCGAACCCAUUCAAAGGCUGGAACAAGGCAGUCAAUAAGGCGGCGGCGUCGGAUCACCUCAUACUCGUCGAUGGAGGCGAAGACGGACAGAAUGUUCCGUACCACCCUCAUCUCCUCCUCGAACGAAAAGUAGAUGUUGUUUUCUCAGUUGACUCGUCUGCCGAUACAAACUCAUGGCCAGACGGUGCCGCGCCAAUGGCUACCUACCAACGUUCACUUAGUUCCAUCUCCAACGGCACAAGCUUCCCGGUGGUGCCUGGACGCAAUUCGUUUGUUAAUCUCGGUCUCAAUACCAGGCCGACGUUUUUUGGCUGCAAUUCAACCAACACCACCCAUGCAGCACCACUCAUUGUAUAUUUACCAAAUUACCCCUACCAAUUUCACUCUAACAUCUCGACCUUCUCUUUGGCCCUCAAUAACAGUGAGCGCGAUGCAAUGAUUACUAACGGCUGGGCCCUCGCAACACAAUUAAAUGGCACUCGCGAUGCAGAUUGGUCAACUUGUGUUAGCUGUGCAAUGCUCCAUCGCAGUUUCGAGCGAACCAAAACGACGAUCCCAGAAAAGUGCAACCAGUGUUUCACUCGGUACUGUUGGAAUGGGACAAUUGAUGAACGACCACCUGUUAAAGCCUAUGAGCCGCAGCUGUACGGAACUGUUAUAGACGUCAAAGGAAAAGGCUCCUCCGCAACAAGGCUACUUAGUAGCUCGGUUGCCAUGCUAGCUACCAUUGUCAGCUGCUUGACAGUUAUAUGUUAG